Molecule: messenger RNA, 630 nt
Organism: Lecanosticta acicola
Lineage: Eukaryota; Fungi; Ascomycota; Dothideomycetes; Mycosphaerellales; Mycosphaerellaceae
Source: the annotation of a GenBank genome assembly
AUGGUACGCAGUCCUCGUUCACAAGCAUGUCGGGCAUAUACUCACAAGCAACUCUAGCCUCCGCGACGAAAGCAGCCCGCCGCCGCCGCAGCAAAACCACCCGCGAAACGGCGUUCCAAACUCGCCAAAGACAGCUCCAUCACCGCGGAGCAAGAAGCCGAAAUCCAAGACGCCUUUGCCCUCUUUUCCACCCCCAACGAGGAAUUCCAAGAUUCCAAAGACGGCGUCAUAGCCACCAACGACGUCCGUCGAUGUCUCAUCGCCCUCAACCUCCCUCCACGCGACCAGAAAGAACUGCGCGCGUUCAUUGAGAUUGCGGAUCCGGAGGGAACGGGAUGGGUACCCUACAGUCGCUUUGUGUUCAUCGCCGCGGCGCAGAUGAAUAAUCAGGACGACGGGGACGAGGAUGCGAGGCGGGAGGAAGUCGCAAAGGCGUUUCGGCUUUUCACGCGGGGAGAGGAGAGAUUGAUUACGCUUACGGAUCUGAGGAGGAUCGCGAAGGACUUGAGGGAGGAUGUGCCGGAGAGUGUGAUGAAGGACAUGUUGCGCGAGGCGACUGGCGGAGGGCUUGGGGGUGUCAGUACGGAGGAAUUCGAGGGCGUGAUGAGGAGGGCAGGUGUCUUUGGAUGA